GCUGGGUCUGCUUGCUGCUUACAAGGAGAGGCGCGCUCAUGGUGUUGCAGUGAUAACCCGAGAGCUUUUUUUUUCCUUUUCUUUUCAUCCCUUUUUCCCCUUUUCUCACACGGACGGCUCAUGUCUGCCUUAUAGACAUGAUGGCUUUUGUGCAUUUGAGGACUUUCCUAUUUUUGGCGGUGUCCAUAUCUCAGGUUUUGUUUGCUACAUGUCAAGUCACCGGUGACGGAGACGAGGGGAGCUGUACAGCAGACGGGCAGACCUACACCAACAGGGAUGUCUGGAAGCCGGAUCCCUGCCGCAUCUGUGUGUGCGACAACAGUCAGGUGCUGUGCGAAGAGAUCCUGUGUGAGGAGCUGACCAACUGUGAAAAGGUCAUGACCCCCGAGGGAGAGUGCUGCCCCGUGUGCCAGUCCGACUCACCCAGCAGGGGCGGCGGUCAGGGAAGCUUCGGUGGCGGCAGGAUUUACAAGGGUCAGAAGGGAGAACCAGGCGAUGUCCCACUAGUGACUGGAAUCAGAGGCCGACCUGGCCCGAUGGGGCCACCCGGUUCUCCAGGAGAGAGGGGAUCUCGAGGAAACAAAGGAAGACCCGGACUGCGGGGCCCUGCAGGUUACGAUGGCGAGCCCGGAAUUCCAGGCCAGCCUGGUGAACCAGGACCUCCAGGACAGCCAUCGCACCCAGGAGGUCUUGGAUCUCAGAUGGCGACAGGUUUUGAUGGGAAAGCCGGACCACAGGGCAUGCUGAGUGGGGCUCGGGGAGAAGCUGGAACACGGGGACCCCCUGGACCAAAUGGCAGCCCAGGUCAAGCUGGACCACAAGGGCCUCCUGGAGAUGUCGGUGAUCCUGGCCACAUGGGUCCACCUGGUCAAAGAGGCCCGGAAGGACCAGCGGGGAAAGCAGGAGAGGAUGGAGAGCCUGGAAGAGCAGGAAAUGCUGGAGAAGUUGGAUUCCCUGGAUCAUCUGGUCCAAGAGGCUUCCCUGGUACACCUGGACCUCCUGGACUGAAAGGACAAAGAGGACAUUCUGGACCACUGGGACAGAAAGGUGAAACAGGAGCAGUAGGAUCAAAGGGUGCAACAGGCCCAUCAGGUCCAAUGGGAGCACCAGGCCCGAUGGGUCCGGCUGGAAUGCCUGGCGAGAGGGGGCGCUCCGGACCAACAGGCACUCCGGGAAAACGUGGAUCGUCCGGGAAUAUCGGCAAACCAGGCCCUAUGGGUCCUUUAGGGUUGAGUGGUCCACCUGGAUAUCCUGGAAUGCCGGGAAUGAAGGGCCAGCCUGGUCCUACUGGAGUUCGGGGUCCUGAGGGCCCACAAGGACAGAGAGGAGAGACUGGUCGCCAGGGUAACGCAGGAUCACUUGGCCUCAGGGGUCCCACAGGCACCGAUGGUGGUGUCGGUGCCAAAGGACCUGUGGGCAAUCUUGGUCCACAAGGUCCCGGUGGCCAUCUUGGACCUCCAGGUCCACCUGGUCCUCAGGGAAGCACUGGCCAGCCUGGAAUCAAAGGACAACUGGGAGAUGUUGGUGUUCCCGGAUUUAAAGGAGAGGCUGGACCCAAAGGAGAACCUGGUCCACCAGGAUCUCAAGGUCCAAUAGGCCCUCAGGGAGAGGAGGGUAAACGCGGACCUCGAGGUGAACCUGGAACUAUCGGACCUCCCGGCCCAACAGGAGAGAGGGGAGCACCUGGAAACAGAGGAUUCCCUGGUGCCGAUGGGAUGCUUGGACCAAAGGGUGCUCAAGGAGAUCGUGGAAUAGCAGGCCCACCAGGGCCAAAAGGCUCGCCCGGAGAUCCCGGCCGCACAGGAGAAUCUGGUCUUCCAGGCGCAAGAGGUCUCACUGGAACCCCUGGAGUCCAGGGAGCAGAGGGAAAGCCAGGCCCACUGGGAGCACCUGGAGAGGAUGGUCGCCCCGGUCCUGCAGGUUCCCUCGGCAACAGAGGACCCGCUGGAACCAUGGGAGUUCCAGGUCCCAAGGGGUUCAACGGAGACCCAGGAAAGACAGGUGAACAAGGCUCUGCUGGAGUGCCCGGUCAAAGGGGUCCACCUGGCAAAGACGGAGAGGUUGGACCAGCUGGACCACCUGGGCCACCAGGUGUUGCAGGUGAUAGAGGAGAACAAGGGCCCCCAGGUCUGAAUGGAUUCCAGGGCCUGCCUGGGAACCAAGGUCCUCCUGGCGAACCUGGAAAACCAGGAGACCAAGGUAUUCCUGGUGAAAAUGGUGCUGUGGGUCAAAUCGGACCGAGGGGUGAGCGUGGCAUCCCUGGAGAAAGAGGAGACCUGGGUUCAACUGGUCUGCAGGGUCCAAAGGGUAUUCCCGGUGCUCCUGGUCCAGACGGGCCAAAGGGAAACCCCGGUCCCACAGGCGCGCUCGGUGAUGUCGGUCCACCAGGUCUUCAGGGCAUGCCCGGGGAGAGGGGAAUCUCUGGACCUCCGGGGCCCAAGGGUGACAGAGGGUCGAUCGGUGAGAAAGGUUCAGAGGGAACUCCAGGAAAUGAUGGCGCAAGGGGUGCGCCUGGCCCCAUCGGCCCAUUAGGACCUGCAGGACCCAGCGGUGAAAAGGGAGAACCAGGACCCAAAGGCCCAGCUGGACCUCCAGGAUCCAGAGGGAUGCCCGGGUCCCGAGGCGACCCAGGUCCGAUUGGUGCUGUUGGCUUCGUUGGACCUCCGGGCCCUGAUGGACAACCUGGAGUCAAGGGAGAGACAGGAGAGCCAGGACAGAAAGGAGAUGCUGGAUCAGCCGGACCUCAAGGCUUGGCUGGAGCUCAUGGUCCUCCCGGACCAAUUGGAGUUGCAGGACUGAAGGGAGGAAGAGGAACUCAGGGCGCUCCGGGACCUACUGGUUUCCCUGGAUCUGCUGGAAGAGUGGGACCACCAGGCCCAACAGGUCCAAAUGGUGAACCUGGACCAUUGGGACUUCCUGGAAAAGAGGGUCCACGAGGUCUCCGUGGAGAUCAUGGUUCCCCUGGAAGACAAGGCGAGAGAGGACCAGCAGGACCGCCAGGAAGUGCAGGAGACAAAGGAGACUCUGGAGAAGACGGCCCGACGGGUCCUGAUGGUCCUCCAGGUCCAGCUGGAACUACUGGUCAGAGGGGAAUUGUUGGUCUUCCUGGGCAGAGAGGCGAGCGUGGAAUGCCGGGUCUUCCCGGGCCGGCGGGACCGCCAGGAAAAGUAGGAUCACCCGGAACAGCUGGAGAUAAAGGGCCUCCUGGUCCUGUUGGUUCUCCCGGUGCUAACGGACCUCGCGGUGACCCUGGUCCCGAUGGUCAGCAAGGUUCAGAUGGACCCCCGGGCAAAGAAGGCCUUCUGGGACAAAGAGGUGACAGAGGAGACCCUGGUCCAGAGGGAUUGGCAGGUACUCAGGGACUUCCAGGGCCCCCAGGUCCAGUCGGAGCUCCAGGAAUCGCGGGGAGACAAGGAGAUGCUGGCUCCAGAGGACCAGUGGGCCCGCCAGGUUCAGCCGGGAAGAGAGGACUAGUGGGACCUCAAGGACCAAGAGGAGAUAAAGGUGACUUGGGUGAUCAUGGAGAAAGAGGCCAGAAGGGACACAGAGGGUUCACAGGUCUGCAGGGACUUCCUGGACCUCCAGGUACAAGGGGCGAGCAAGGAGCUUCUGGCAUCGUCGGUCCCAACGGCCAGAGGGGACCGCCAGGGCCUAUUGGACCACCUGGAAAGGAGGGAUACAGCGGGCUGCCGGGGCCAAUGGGACCCCCUGGUACUCGUGGAAUCAGUGGCGAAAUCGGUCCAGAGGGCCCUCCUGGAGAGCCUGGACCCCCAGGACCUCCAGGUCCACCAGGACCCCCAACAGCAGCAGUUGACGACCUGUUCGCCGGACCCGACGACUACGACUUCGGCCCGCCUCCUCCACCAGAGUUCAAUGAAGACGAGGCCUCCCCCAACAACAACAACACCGCCACCAUCGUCCCAGUGGACCCGGGCGUCCAGGCCACCCUGAAGGCUCUCAGCAGCCAGCUGGAAAGCAUGAAGAGUCCUGACGGCACCAGGAAGCACCCUGCCAGGACCUGCGACGACCUGAAGAGGUGCUACCCAUCAAAGAAGAGCGGUGAAUACUGGGUGGAUCCAAACCAAGGAAGUGCCGAGGACGCCAUCAAGGUUCACUGCAACAUGGACACAGGAGAGACCUGCAUCUCAGCCAACCCCUCCAACGUUCCCCGUAAAGCUUGGUGGAGCGCCUCCAGGAACAAGCCUGUGUGGUUCGGAGCUGACAUCAACAGAGGAACUCACUUUACUUACGGCAACAAGGAGCAGCCCGCCAACUCUGUUGCAGUCCAGAUGACUUUCAUCCGCCUGCUGUCCAAGGAAGCCUCUCAGUCAAUCACCUACCACUGCAAGAACUCAGUGGGCUACAAGGACGAGAAGACGGGCAACUUGAAGAAAGCCGUGAUCCUCAAAGCCUCCAACGACCUGGAUCUUAAAGCCGAAGGAAACAACCGCUUCAGAUACACAGUGGUGGAGGACUCCUGCUCGCAAGCGAACGGGAACUGGGGCAAGACAGUGUUUGAGUACAGGACACAGAAAACAGCCAGACUUCCCAUUGUGGAUCUUGCACCCGUGGACAUUGGCGGCCCAAACCAAGAGUUCGGCAUCGACAUCGGGCCGGUGUGUUUCUUAUAAAUGAAUCUAAAGAAUGAAAGUUAAGGUCAGCGGUGAAGCCUCAGGAAUCCUGGGACUGUUGAACUGACAGCUGACGAGAUUCAGCCGCCUUGUACAUACGAGCACCGAGGACUUUUCUGGACCACCGCCCGGAUAUUUAUUGUGCCUUUCGACUUUAACCACCAAUGUUUGGAAUCAAGCCAAAAUCAAGCGACAAAUCACAAUCAUUCCUCUCACCUCCUAACGUCCAUUAUGCUGAAUAUUCAAGUUCUUAAAUCCCCAGAACUGCUGUGUUAAAGUGAAACACCAUUUUAUGAAUAUAUUUCACCCCAAACUUACGACCCUUGAAUGAGCUCUCGUGUUGUGUAAGACUUUUUAAACUGCGAUAUGUUAGUAAAGAAAUAAAUAAAAAAAAAAGUGGUGCUAUUGAGAGAUGUGAAGCGUUCGGUCAUGUCGGAAUUUGGAACAUCGGGAUUUGGGGUUUCUUCUGUGUUAGCUACCUCCACUCCAUGACGACGUGUAACUUUCUCGCAGGUUCUUCUCUCUUUGUAAGUCGUCCCGGCGACACAGACCCAAUAAAGAGCUUUCUGUCCACGACGGAGAGACGUGGUUUGAGUCGUGUGUGUGGUGAUUCGUACUUGUUUUUGCCGGCUUCCAGCGCAAGUCUCGAUGCAUGUGGUUUCCCCCGCAACAUAUUCUAUUUUUAUGACUUUAAGUGAGGCGGCUGUUUGCUUUGUAUCUCUUGCUCUGCAACAAAUUAAACAAACUGCUUGUUAAUCCCCCUCAAGCUCGUGUCAUAUUAAUUCAGGUUCAGCUUGCAGGUUCUUUAUGCUUUUUAAAUUUGCUUAUAUUUAUUUUAUAUCCGACACUUGAGUUUGAGCCAAAAUAUGUCGCUUCAAUUAUAAUUUUGCCGCAGUUGUAAUGAGUUUUGUUCACUUUUUAUUCCAAAGAAAAAGUCCUCGGCGUUAAUAACUUAAUUUUGGUUGGAAGUGGAAAUAUAUCUUCAAAAUCUUUGUUUAUCCAUCACCUAAAAAGUACUUGAACGCGCAUAAGUAUCACAAUUGUUAUAUGUCAACUUUUGGUUCAGGAAUUAUCGAUAUUGAUUUACUGUAUAUUAAAAUGUUAAAACAAAAACAAAUGAAUAAAAAUCACUUAAGUUAAUGAAGUAUAUUUAUCUUUAUAUUCUACUUUAAUACAAAUACUUUAGGCAUUUAGCCAAUAUUUGUAGAACUUAAUCUCGUCACAAUAUUGCAUUCUUUUUAAUAUAUUUUAGUUUUAUACUUUGAUGUGUCCUUACUUCUGAUCUUUGUUCAGUGUUUCUUUUUAACACUCAAUAUUCACAUUAUUUCUGCAGUCAAAUUGAACAUAUAUAACUAUGAAGAUGAAUGAAUUGUGGCUUCACUUUGAAGAACUUUAUAUAUAUUUUUUUUCUAUUACGUUUAAGAAACCUCUUUUUUCUAUCUUUAUUUUCACAUGGCAAA
Molecule: messenger RNA, 6091 nt
Organism: Synchiropus splendidus (mandarinfish)
Lineage: Eukaryota; Metazoa; Chordata; Actinopteri; Syngnathiformes; Callionymidae
Gene: col5a2a
Product: collagen, type V, alpha 2a
Exons: 53
Coding region: 138-4631 (1497 amino acids)
Molecular function (GO): protein binding; extracellular matrix structural constituent
Source: RefSeq, a predicted model, not a curated record